Diabrotica virgifera virgifera (western corn rootworm) is the source of this 651-nucleotide messenger RNA. RefSeq lists its product as uncharacterized. The record is from RefSeq and is a predicted model, not a curated record. The transcript has 2 exons. Bases 86 to 451 code for a protein of 121 amino acids. NCBI's taxonomy places the organism in Eukaryota, Metazoa, Arthropoda, Insecta, Coleoptera, Chrysomelidae.
GAUACAUUUUAACUAUAAUCUUCGCUUUUCCUUAAUAUACACAUAAUAUUUUCCUCAUUCGUGAAGUUAAACUAGGUUUAAAAAGAUGUAUAAAUACUUGCUUCUUUUAUUUGCAGUUUGCAUAGUGGCAGCUGCCGUGGCUAAGACUGACGAAGAUGACAAAGAAUACCCAUUUAAUGGGUAUACACUACCUAAGACUGAAAAAGAAAUUCAAGCAUCCUUAUUUGAUUGGUAUAAAGAAAUCUUUACAAAAUAUGACGAAAGUCCGGAACAGAAGUUACAGAGGAUCGCGUCAUUCAGAGCGAAUUUUCAACAGCGUAUCGAAUGUAUGAUGGAAAGCCAUCAGGAUGUAGAAGCCAUGAAUUCUUGCAGUAAUAAGUAUAAAUUGCCAGAUGGUAUGACAGAAGAUGACGCUAUAAACAUUUUUUUUGUUAAGAGAACAAAAAGUUAGCACAGAUAGUUUAAAUCGAUUUACUAUGAAAUCUAUGUAUAUCUUAUUUUUAAUUUGAUCGUGUAUAUUUUAAGAAUAUUAUUUAGAAUAACAUUUUCUGUUUCAACACAAGAAAAAUCAAAUCAUUACACUUUAAUAUAUCUAAAUAAAAAAAAAAAACUUAUUACUUGACUAUUAGUUUAUUACACGUCUUUAGUACU